Messenger RNA from Eimeria acervulina, 648 nucleotides. RefSeq lists its product as hypothetical. The transcript has 5 exons. The record is from RefSeq and is a predicted model, not a curated record. Lineage: Eukaryota; Apicomplexa; Conoidasida; Eucoccidiorida; Eimeriidae. The coding region runs from base 1 to 648 and encodes 215 amino acids.
AUGGGUGAUCAUGCGUUGACCGCUCUGUCGGCGACGGCGCGACGUCGAAAUCUGAAUAUUUGUUCAGAUCAGCAUUUAGAUCCGCUGGCUCCAGUAUUGGCGAAGCUUUCUUUUCUUGAAAAGGUGGUGGAUACCCAAACGAAAUUGCUGAGGGAGGUCCUUAGGCGAUUGCCUCCUCCUGCUGAGUUUGAGUCUUCCGAGCUCGAUCAUGACCCCAGGAGUUUCUCUUCAUCUUUUAACUGCUCCGUCCCUGCACUGAAAGCACUCAACGGAAAGCUAUCAUCUUCAAGCAGCAAAGAGGAAUGCCAACAUAGCAACAACUCCACAGCUGCAUCUCCCCCUUCCCUCUCUCCUUGCGGACAGUGCAAUAAAGAGAAGGAGACUUCAGAAGAGAGGCUCACAUGUCAUAAACGACUGCAUGCAGAAACGAGCCCCGCGAAUAUAGCGGAAUAUGAACGACCCACAGUGGGGCCCUUUGGCUCUCCUUUAAUUGAAGUGCAGCGAUAUGGAGAAGGAUGGACAGCAACAACUCGCUGCCCUCUUCUUAGCAGCUCGGGUUGCUUACUCCCCAAGUCGGAGUCCAUGCACUUAGCCAAGCCAACACUCUUUCGUCUCACUUGCGGACAUGAGUUUCAUUUGCAUUGGUAG